GUACGACGGCUGCGGGUGAUUGGCAGAGACCAGAGACCGAGUUCGGUGUAGGCGCAAAAACGAUAAGCUCCAUCAGUGGCUGGCUCCGCUCUGCCUCUCUCUCUCUCUCUCUCUCUCUCUCUCUCUCUCUCUCUCUCUUCCCUGAGCUCUCUGUCACUCCAUGAGUCCAUGUCCAUGCACAGGUAAAGCUGCCGCGUCCUAGAAGAUCCAGGCGAUGGGAUGAGGCCCACUGCGGCAGCAACCGGACCUUCCUUCUUCCUCCCCAGAUGCCAGUCGGUCCCGGCCCCGGCAUCAUCAAGGGCGGCAGGAGUAGCAGCAGCUGCCGAUCCAUGCAAGCCGCCCAACAAGGCGAUCCGGUCAUGGCGAGCCGCGUCGGCAGGCAGCAACGGCGGCGACGAGCGCGGCCAGUCCGUGUCGACGGUGGCGACGACACCGUCGGGAAGGCGGGCCCGGCUGUCGGCGAGGCGGCGGGAGAGCAUCAGGCUCCUGGACGCGCUGCCGGACCAGGGCGGCAUCGGCGAGUUCCUGCGGCACCCCGCCGGCGUGGAGUCCCUGCUCAACACCCGGGCGCUGCAGAGCUUCGCGCCGGUGGAGUCGGAGUCGGACGGCACCUUCAGGUGCACGCUGCACCCCAUGGGCUUCCUCGGCUUCCAGGUCGCACCGGUCCUGGACCUCCGCGUCACCCCGACCCGCGACGACUGCACCGUCGAGAUGCUCUCCUGCAGGUUUGAGGGUUCGGACUCCAUCGAGCAGCAGAAUGAGCUCUUUUCAGCGGUAAUGACGAACCGAAUAACAUGGGGAGACAAUGGUGAUGAGGAGCCAUGCUUGGACAUCGAUGUCAAUCUGGAGGUCACCCUGGAGGUGUACACGAAGCCAUUCAGCUUGCUCCCGCUGUCGGCAGUGGAGAAACCAGGCAACCUGCUGAUGCAAGGGCUGCUUGACAGGCUUGUGCCGAUGCUGGGUGAGCAGCUGCUGAGGGACUACCAUUCCUGGGUUCAGCAGCAGACCCAGUCUUCCUCCUCAUGACUCACUGUGGAAAGUCUGAAACUAACACUAUCUACCUAGCAGAUUCCUGGGCUUCAUGGCCGGGUCGGUUUUCAUCAAAUCCAGCCGGCUGCACCACCAAGGAAGAAUCACGAGGAAAACAAUCAUACAUACACGCAGCGUGGGUUAAUUUGUGGAUGUGGAUUGAUGCUUGCAUGAUACAAACCCACUGUACGUAGAGUAGUACUCCCUCCGUCCCAAAAUAAGUGUCACAACUUUGUACUAGCUCUAGUACAAAGUUGUACUAAGCUUGAGUCACUUAUUUUGGAACGGAGGGAGUAUAAUAGAGUAGAAUUGGCCAGGGAUAGUCUUUCCGAAACAGAGACAAGAAAAUGGGGAUAGAUAUGUUCAACAAUCAUGAUGCAAACCUUCAAGAUCGCUGAUGUGAAGAUGUUAUUCAAUCCCACUGUUUCAGGCAUAUUUUCUGCGACAAUUUUGUAACAUGUUCUGGGAUAUCCUCCCGUAUUAUUCUGAAUUACAUACAAUAUACUCAAAGCAA
Hordeum vulgare subsp. vulgare (domesticated barley) is the source of this 1543-nucleotide messenger RNA. RefSeq lists its product as uncharacterized. The record is from RefSeq and is a predicted model, not a curated record. The transcript is spliced from 5 exons. The coding region runs from base 220 to 1026 and encodes 268 amino acids. NCBI's taxonomy places the organism in Eukaryota, Viridiplantae, Streptophyta, Magnoliopsida, Poales, Poaceae.